Molecule: messenger RNA, 2486 nt
Organism: Pogona vitticeps (central bearded dragon)
Lineage: Eukaryota; Metazoa; Chordata; Lepidosauria; Squamata; Agamidae
Gene: LTO1
Product: LTO1 maturation factor of ABCE1
Source: RefSeq, a predicted model, not a curated record
CGCGCUUGGUCCCUCCGGCUUGCCGUCCGCUGCCGGCAGCCUGUUCAGGACUUCAGAGCGAGGAGACGGUGCUGCGUUGGGAAGGAGCGAUGGACGCCGAGGUGGGCGAGCCCGACGCCUUCGAUGCGAUUGUCAUGGCGGAGACGAAAUUUCAUGGUGAAGGCUAUCAAGAAGGUUAUGCUGAAGGAAUUUACGCUGGUGCCAUUGAAGGAAGGCAGUACGGAAUACAGCAGGGUGCCAUCGUUGGGUUAGAAAUCGGAUCAUAUCUUGGCUUUGCAGUGACUUGGAAGCGGUUACUUCCUAAAGGCUCAGAUGAAAAGCAGAGUAAAAAGAUAAAAGUGCUAGAAUCAUUAAUACAGAUGAUUGAGAAAUUUCCCAGUGAGGAUCCUGUCUAUGUCAAUCUUCAAGAAGAUCUUGAGAAAAUCAGAGGACGAUUUAAACAGGCUUGUUCAUUGCUACAUGUUCCAUCCGAUUUUAAACUUGGUUCUGAAGGAUCUGCCCUUACAUUCUGAAAACAUGAGCAGAGGAAAAAACAUUGAAAGGAUGCAAAGAAAUGGUGAAAUAUUGGGAGGAGAAAUUGAAGCUGAAAGAGACUUUUUCCUUCUACAUAGAAGGUUCAUUUUUGUUCAGGGAUAAAGCCAUUGCCUUUUGCAUUCUUUGAAUCACAGUGUCAGUUGAGUUUGGACCCUGCAGUUUAAGGAAGCAGUGACUUCACUGUGAGCCUAACACUUAAAAUACCGCUUCAGAAUUUAAUAUUGGCCAUUGGCCUAGAACAUAAUUAAACCUCAAAAAACAAACAAACCACAGUCCAUUCUACUACCAGUGCAAUGUACGUUGGAGGUUAACUCCAAAACAAUCUAAGGAAUUUUCAUGUAUGUUUCCUAAGUGCUCUUGAAAGAUUCCUUUGAAAAAUUUACAUUCUGUUGGGUAUAUGCAUAAUGAUGUAUUUCACUAUAUUAGUGCAAAGGAACAUAGUAAAUUAAUCUGUGUAACAGAUGUUAUUCAUGUAUGUAAAUGCAUGAUGAUGAUUUUGGUUUUUAUAAAGGUGAUAUGGUCUCAGAUGACACAUCACACAAGUUGCCUGACCUGUAUGUAUUCAAGCAAGCUUUGUUUAAGAGAAUGUUGCUUAUGUGAAGUGAAACAAGUGGGAGAAAUUCCAGGGGUGCAAAAUUUCUACGACAGGGAUAAAAUAAAUACGUGUUACUUGGAUUGCAGGCUCCAUUCAGUUGGGGCCACUGGAAUUUCUCUCUCUCCUCCACUUCCUUGACUCUUCCAUUAAUUACGCAAAGGUGGCAACCUUAUCUCCAAGCUUUAGGCAGGACAAUUAAAGGUACCUAUAUUCCUUGCUGCCUUUUAUUAUUAAUGCUUCAGGGUAUUGUGAAGGUCACAUACAUGCAGUUCAAAGUGGGUUUGAAGCUUUGUUUUUAAAACAUUUUUUUCUGCACACUGCAUCUCAAGUCUUUUCCCUCCAGUAUACCUAGAAGGGAAUGUAAACCACUUCUGUGUAUUCUCUAUCUGGAAAGCCCUAGAAAGGGUCAUUAUAAGUCAGGAAUGAAAUAAGAGCAUGCAGCUGUUUCUGUUAAUAUCUCCACUCAGCCUAAUGAAGAAAACAAUAUUCUUUGGGGUUGUUUAUUAUUGUUGUAGUGAUAUGUGAACAACACAUUGUAACAACCACCUCACUCCCCCCCUCCUCUUCCUCCUCCAAGUUUGAAGCUCAGGUAACGUGCUUAGAGUCCAAGGACUAAAUGAGGCUAUGAGAGAGGUGCAGAGACCUCCCAUUGCCUACAUUACAUUGCUGUGCUGCAUACAUGCUGGAGGGGGACGGGAAGAAAGAAAGUAAGGCCAUAAUAAAUGCUUUUGAAUGGAUGGGGAAUCUGGUGCCAUCCAGAUAUCUUUGUGCCUUCCUUCCAAUAGGCUUUGAUGGCAAGCAAUGUUGAAUUGCAGUCCAACACCUAGUGGACUUCGUGUUCUGCAAUAGAGCUGCAUCCCUUUUAGCAAUAGAGCUGCGCCCACAAGAGAAGGGUUGUACUCUUACACUUAAACUGUUGACUUUCCUUGUAGUGCUUAAAGCACUGAAUAGAUUGUAAUGAACAAACAGUUGGUUAAGGGCCACCUAGUGGGAAAAAUAAUUAUAUCAACGAGAAAUCUUGAAGAUUGAAACCAAUCUUUAAAAUGAACAAAGGGGUCAGUUUUGGAAACAGCGUAUUGAACAUAAAAGCCAGACAAAUUUAUCAUGCGGUGUCCUAUUUUAUGUUGUCUGACAUGUUCUUUUAGCUUGGUCGUGUUGCAAAAUUGGAUGCAAUGCAGGUAUAUCUCAGUUUUCCUUUUAAUUUCACUUGGAUGCAAUUUUGACUUAAGAGUCAAGUGUAAGCAUGCCUUUGUCCCACAAUGUUUGUUUUUGUGCUGAAUAUUCGUCUUCCAUGUUUUUACAUAGUCUACUGUGGAUUGUUCAGUUGUACUUUUUAUUAAAGCUCUAUUGACAACUA